Molecule: messenger RNA, 2841 nt
Organism: Penicillium olsonii
Lineage: Eukaryota; Fungi; Ascomycota; Eurotiomycetes; Eurotiales; Aspergillaceae
Source: the annotation of a GenBank genome assembly
AUGAUGUCCUCCAACUUACUAUCACGCUUCCUCCCCCCAACGGGAUCUCCUUCAGUCUACGAAACCAUCCGCCAACAUGACGCCGAAUCAGAAUCCUCCGAUAUCGAAGAACGGGCGGGCUUGGGGUUCGAUGGCCAGCAAGGACACUUCAGUGACCGAGAGCUGGAGGAUGCUCUGGCCGAUGCACAAGACAGUGAAGUAGUCGGUCCAAGCAGAGCACUCUUGGAUCAAGCUCACAGGGGCAAGACCCCUGAGCGGACCUCGCCCUCGAGCACACGCCGUCGCAGGGCGUCCCGGCCUAGAUGGAUGGCACAGGACUCGUUGGGGUAUGAGCUUGAAGAGAAUGAUGACGAGGAUGUUCCUCAGUCUCUGUUGGUGGAAGGUCAUCACGAAGAUGUGAGGUCGCGCUUACCUCCUCCCCCUCGACCUCAUGGUCGCUCAACCCGCCAGAGGGUCCCCAGUCCCGAUCCCCCUCCGCAGCCUACGAGACCUCACUGGGGUGAGCCCCCUCAUCAACCACCCAGCGAUAAUGGACAUCCUAUAUCGAAAUGGUUCUCUGGCCAACACCCAGGCCUUGCCAAUAUUGACCCGGCAAAAAAGGCAAUGUGGCGGUGGGCGAACGUGGAAGAUCUGGACAACUUUUUGAAAGACGUCUAUGUCUACUUUCUAGGAAACGGGAUUUGGUCCAUCCUGUUGACGAGGGUACUGAAUCUCUUGACAUUCGCCUUCGUUGUUGGCUUUUCAACCUUCUUGACAAACUGUAUUGAUUACUCAAAGGUUCGACGGAGUAAGACUCUGGAUGACAUCCUCGUACCCAAGUGCACAGCAAAUAUGUCUGGCUCGACCACAUUUCUAUUGUGGCUUGCCAGCUUUUUCUGGAUUGUCAAGCUCUUUCAACACGUGUUAGAUAUUCGCAGGCUCAAACACCUGCAUGACUUUUAUCUAUACCUACUCCAUGUCUCUGAUGCGGAAGUGCAGACAAUAUCCUGGCAAGAAGUUGUCAGUCGAUUAAUGGCACUGAGAGACUCGAAUCCAUCUACCGCAGCGGCGGUUUCUGCCAAACAUCGGAAAUUCCUGGGAAGUCAGUCAAAGCAGCGCAUGGACGCCCACGAUAUUGCUAAUCGCUUGAUGCGCAAAGAAAACUACGUGAUUGCGUUGGUAAAUAAGGACAUACUGGACCUCACCCUCCCAAUCCCCUUCCUCGGUAACCGCCAGCUGUUCUCCCGGACCAUGGAAUGGAAUCUCAACCUCUGUGUCAUGGACUAUGUCUUCGACGAACAGGGCCAGCUGAGAACGUUGUUCCUCAAAGACACUCAUAGAAGAGCGCUUAGCGAUGCUUUGCGUCGGCGCUUUGCCAUCGCUGGCAUCAUGAACAUUUUCGUAGCGCCGUUCAUUGUGGUUUACUUCACAAUGCAUUACUUCUUUCGAUACUUCAACGAGUUCAAGAAGAACCCAGGACAAAUCGGUUCCCGUCAAUACACUCCCAUAGCGGAGUGGAAAUUCCGCGAGUUCAACGAGCUCUGGCAUCUCUUUGAACGUCGAACCAAUAUGUCCUAUCCAUUUGCUAGCCGCUAUAUCGACCAAUUCCCCAAGGACAAGACAGUGCAAGCGGCACGGUUCGUUGCGUUCAUCUCUGGAGCUCUUGCCUCCGUGCUUGCCCUCGCUUCAGUGAUAGACCCGGAACUCUUCCUUGGCUUUGAAAUAACCCCCGAUAGAACGGUCCUAUUCUACCUUGGCAUUUUCGGUACGGUCUGGGCAUUCGCACGAGGCAUGGCGCCCGAAGAGACUGACGUCUUCGACCCGGAAUAUGCACUACGCGAGCUGAUUGGUUUCACCCAUUAUUUCCCUUCCGGGUGGAAAGGCCGUCUGCAUAGCGACGACGUGCGAAGAGAGUUUGCAGUCCUCUAUCAGAUGAAAAUCGUCAUCUUCCUGGAAGAGAUAUUGAGCAUGAUUUUCACCCCUUUCGUCCUGUGGUUCAGCCUGCCGAAGUGCAGCGAUAGCAUCAUCGAUUUCUUCCGAGAGUUCACCGUGCAUGUUGACGGCGUAGGCUAUCUCUGUUCUUUCGCCGUCUUCGACUUCAAGAAGGGCUCGAACGUGAUGUCUCAGGCCGCUCCCACCCACCGGGGCCCAGGGAAGCAAGACCUGCGCACCGAUUACUUCUCAACCAAGGACGACAAGAUGCUCGCUUCGUAUUAUGGCUUCUUGGACAAUUACGGCGCCAAUCAACAACCCUCUACCCGACGACCCUUCCAACCACCACCGACUCUGCCUACGCUUGGUUCAGCCUCUGGGAUUGAUUUCGGUGCUCUUCCCGACCGGCCUGAUCCUCUCCACCCACGCCCGAGCCCGACUACGGGUGGAAUGUUCGGUCAGUCGGUGAUGGGCGCCUCUAAGUUCAGACCUAUGGGAGCCAUCGAUCAUCGCUCCCCUGCUCCCUCCAUGCUACUUGACCCACAUCACCAACCCUCUGCUUCCGGGUUUGGCCCUGCCAUCCGGAAAACACCUCAGCAAUACCAACGCUCUCGACUCGGGCGCCCUCCUCAGUCCGAUAUCAUAGACGAUGAGGAGCCUCUCUCUCAAGAGGGUCGUGAUUCCGCCACACGGUUGUCAGGUACCCGGACUGGCGCGUCCAGUGCUGGCGCUGGUACCAGCGGGAGCAACCUUGGUGAUUCCUGGCGCAUGAACCCACUGGAGCACGACGAUGGACACGCUGGUGAGGACGAAGAGGGUGAUGAUGGUGACAACAUUGAUGCCAUUGCUGGUGGAGCUGGGGUGCUCGGUCUGAUCCAGCAAUUCCAAAAGGCAAACACCGAAGGUCGACGGACCACAGUAGGAAUCUAG